Molecule: messenger RNA, 2641 nt
Organism: Drosophila subobscura
Lineage: Eukaryota; Metazoa; Arthropoda; Insecta; Diptera; Drosophilidae
Gene: TBC1D23
Product: TBC1 domain family member 23
Exons: 3
Coding region: 194-2266 (690 amino acids)
Biological process (GO): retrograde transport, endosome to Golgi
Cellular component (GO): trans-Golgi network
Source: RefSeq, a predicted model, not a curated record
CAAAACAGACAAAAAAAAAAGUUUCUUUCGACUCAAAAUCCAAAAUAAAGUUAUUUAAAUUGAAAAAGCAGUUUAAAAUGCACACGACGAGUCUGCCAAAGGGCCAUAAAGUGCAUUAGGGCAACUCAUUUCACUAGACAGACACUACACAUUGCCAAACACAAAUCACCUUCAACCUGGUGGGAGAGUCAUCAUGGAGGAAAAUAUGUGGAUAAUUGAACUGGAGUCUGCGCUGCUGGACGACUGCAAUGUGAAUGAUAUAUAUAGCAUUUGUAGGGGCAAGGGAUUGCCCGAGGCCCUGCGUCCGGAUGUGUGGCAGGUGUGCCUGGAUGUGCGACACAAAAGCGACCAAAUGUCGCUCUUCAACGAGAUCUACGAUCUGCCAUUUCAAAGUCAGCUGCGCGAGGACUGCCAGCGGCAUGUGGAUCGCAUGGGCAACGACGAAGAGGACAAGGUAUCGGUGGUGUCCGACCUGGAGUCGAUCAUUACGUUCUACUGCAAGAACCGAAAUCUGCAGUAUGAGCCGGAGAACGGCUGGAUUGAGCUGCUCCUACCGCUGUUCGCACUCAAGCUCAACCGCUCGGACACAUUCAAUUUGUUCGAGGCGAUACGCGACACUUACAUACCGAAGGGCUGCAAGCCCAAGGGCAAUGUCUUCCAUGUGUUUCGGCUGCUGUUGCAGUAUCACGAUCCAGAGCUAUGCUCGCUGCUGGACACCAAGAAGAUCACACCGGACCUCUACUCGCUGACGUGGUUCCAGUCGCUGUUUGCCUCCUGCAGCAGCCUCUCCGUGAUCAUAGCCAUGUGGGAUCUUUACUUUCAGAAUGCAGACCCCUUCAUGGUGUUCUUUUUGGCGCUGAUUAUUCUGAUCAAUGGCCGUGAGAAGAUUAUGCAGAUUAAAGCCUCGUCCAAGGAGGAGAUCAUUGAGUUCCUCAUCAACAUGCCGUGCGCCCUGGAGCUGGACGAUGUGUGGGACUUUUGCUCACUCGCUCAGUACUACGCACUGAAAACGCCGACGUCCUUCAAGACGGACUACCUGAAGGCGCUCUACGGCAAGCAGAAUGACUCGCCGCGCAGCCAGGAGGAGUCCAACAAGGUGUCCCAGGCGCUGUGCCUGCCCGUGUCCGUCUACGAGUUGGUGGAGAACUCAGCCACCGAAUUCCCAGUGUCCGAUGCGGUGCGCUUCUUUCUUGUCGACUGUCGCCCGGCCGAGCAGUACAAUGCCGGCCAUCUGUCCACGGCAUUCCAUCUCGACUGUAAUUUGAUGCUGCAGGAACCCGUUGCCUUUGCCACUGCCGUCCAGGGUCUGCUCACGGCCCAACGUCAGGCCAUUGAAGUGAAUUCGAAUGCCGGCGGCGAGCACUUGUGCUUCAUGGGCAGCGGCCGCGUGGAGGAGGAUCAGUACACGCACAUGGUGGUGGCCUCAUUCCUGCAGAAGAACACACAUUACGUGUCCUUGCUCACCGGCGGCUAUGCAUCCAUCCACGAUUACUUUGGCGAUCACAUGGCCGACUGCCUCGAGGAUCACAAUGUGCGAAAAUGUCUCGUUUGUCAGGAGCACAAUACACAACAGACGAAAAAUGUGCCACUGAAAGCCACAACGGCCGCCUCGUCCACGGAUUUGUUUAGCAAAUUCUCGGCUGCCAUGAAGUCCAAGUCUGCGGAGGUCAAGGGCAAGCUGCUGGACAUCAUAGUGAAUCCCAGUGCGGGCAGUGCAGCUGCAGCUGGCGGCGUGGCGAAUGGUGCGCAAUCAGCGGCGGCGCAGGAGCGUCACGUGAGUGCCAAGGAGCGAAAUGGCAAGCGUUAUCGCAAUGUGGCGCCUGUCUUCAGCAUCGAUGAUGAGAACGAGGAGGCCUACGAUGCGGCGGAACGUGAUGCACCUAAGCUGGCGGGCGACAACAAGGAGAUUGUGAAUCUAAAUCAAUAUUUCAAGACGGCAGACAUCAUCAAUGCCUUCAAGUGCCAGGAGGUGCACAUGAGCGGCUACAUGUACGACAGUCAUCUGAUAAUAACGCCCGGGCAGCUGGUGGUGCUGCGUGAACUGGGCCGCGGUCAGGCGCAGAUUAUGGUGCGACGUCCGUUGGCCAGCAUUGUGAAGAUCACAGCCAAGAAGCGGCAUCGUGAUUUGAUCACGUUCAAGUAUGGCUUUCCCGACGGCGAGGGACUGAUGAUCACCGAUAUGGAUCGUUUUCUUAUACCAAAUGCCAACGAGGCCACAGCGCUGGUCUCCAAGCACAUAGUGCAGGUGCUGGAUAAUGUCAAGUAGGCAGAGUAGGCUGUCCCCUUGCUCCCCCCUCCCUCCCAACAAGCUUUAUUUCACAGACAGACAGACAAAGUGCAAUGCGUCGCGCUGUAAUUAGUUUUUAAUUGGCAAUCAUUUUUUCCUUGACAAAUUGUAGUUUUAACUGUGUAAAACGCGGCCACGCGGCAAAUUGUAACAUAGAGGCAACAGGUAACAGUGACUGCCAGUGUUGCAUAAUGUACCAGGACCCCCCACAGCCCUUUCCUUAACUAACAGCAGAAGCCUUGAGACUUACAAAUGUUUAAAUGAAUGGAUGACAGGAUGACAGACAGACAGAGAGUGUAACUAAUAUUUAUUGCAAUUAAAACCCAAGUAAAAUAAACAUGUAUUAUAUUGGAA